GCGGCCCGAAGGCACCUUUGUGAAGUGUGCGGGAAGAAGUUCGUGAUGCCGUCUGACCUGCGCACGCAUGUCGCCGGCGUCCACCACAACGUGAGGAAAUUUGUGUGCGAGUUUUGCGGCCUCAGGUUCAAGAUCUCGUCGCAGCUCACCUACCACCGGCGGAUGCACACGGGCGAGAAGCCGCACGUGUGCCAGGUGUGCGAGCAGUGCUUCGCUAAGCCCAACGUGCUGGCCAAGCACAUGCGGCGGGUGCACCGGCAGGAGUACCAAGGGAAGUACAGGAAGAGGCUGCAGGCGUCCGAGGCCCAGCCAGCCAAGAGCGAGAGCGCGGCGCGACACGCUCCUGCGCUGCCCAAAAAGGACGACCUGAUGCUCGAGUUCGUUCACGUUGACCAGGUUGUGGAGCGGCUGGAGGACGUGGUGGCAGGCGGGCCCGUCCCCCGGUGGCGCAAGGGGUGUCCCGGGUGGGCGACGGGGACGGCAGGAUGGUGGUUGCUCCUAUCUACUCCCUGA
Messenger RNA from Penaeus vannamei (Pacific white shrimp), 513 nucleotides. Lineage: Eukaryota; Metazoa; Arthropoda; Malacostraca; Decapoda; Penaeidae. The record is from RefSeq and is a predicted model, not a curated record.